AUGUGGAGUGCGCUUCUAAAUGGAUCAGGGCUGCACACUGGGGGCGGUGCAGCCAGGGGAAACGUCCCAUCUCAGGGAUGGGAAUUUGUGCCAUGCACCAGAUUGGAGAGGACAGAAAAAGGGAAAGGCAAAAGCCACAGCCCGCUGAGGCGGAUUUCUUCGCCACCCACCAUUUUCAAUCACAUCUCCGAGCCACAAUGUGACGGCUUGUCGGGUGGAGGUGAAGAUCGCACAGGGACAAAGCUUGAAUUCCUCAAAGGACAAAUGUCACCUGUUGGUCCUGAAUCCCAGCAGCAGCAGCAGCAGCAACAUACGCGGCUAAAAAAGAAAUUUGACGGCCUGAAAAAGCAGCAUGUGCAGGAUAAAGAGGAAUGGAUGCGGGAGAAGGAAUCACUGCUCAGAGAAGUGGCUGACAUACAAGGAGGGGAGAACCGAAGGAUUUUGCUGGACCUGAAGACAGUGUUGGAGGAAGUGCAGGUGGAGGUGAAGCGAGAGGAAGAGAAGAGGAGUGACCUGCAGCUACAGUACACCAGAGACAGAUGCGCCUGGGAGCUGGAGAGGGUGGAACUUAAGUGCCGAAUUGCACAGUUGGAAACCAAAGACGGUUCUAAACUAGACAGUGGUGCGGUGCAGUGUGCCACGGGUUCUUACCCCACGGCUCAACAAGUCAGCCGUGAAGAGCACAGCGAGACAUCGACGCUCCAGCAGGACAAGGAGGAGCAGCGCAGACUUCUGGUAGACACGCAUUCAACCACCAUGGAGCUGCGCUGUCGUCUGGAGCACAACGAGAAGGACUGGUUGAAGGAGAAAGCCGAGCUAUUAGAGAGAUUUGACUUGGAAAGGAGUGAAUGGGAGAGCCAACUGAAAGAUGUGCAAAGGAAAAUAGAAGAGUUGUACUGUGAGGUGAGGGCCAAGCGAGAGGGGACUGGUGCUAAGCGAGAUGAGGAAGAAAUGCAUCGGCUAAGUGUGCGUUCACUCAGCUCUGGUUCCAGUUUGCUCAGUGACAUGUCACAGACACACAGCAGCUGCAGUCAACCGGAGCUCUCGCCCCCCUUUGACCGCUACAACAACAUCAGUGGCGGUGGGCGUGAGAGUCAUUCCACCACCUGCUGUCAACCAGAAAGACUCAGUGAAGUGAUUUCAGGUGGUCAGUUUACUUUGAUUGAGUGUGCACACACUGGAUUGAGGUCAAGAGACUCCGCCCUUGACAGGAAAGAUGCAGCGAACACUUCUGCGCGUGAAACAGUUUUCCAUGAAUCUGUUGGACGUGGACUGGCAACAAAUCAUGCCUCACUAGUGAAUGAAAAAAAUGUUCACCGUGGCAUUCAAGAAAGUCCACUGGUGGCAGAGCCAAGUAAUGCCAGUGAGAAGAAGAAAAGCACCAUUGCUCUCAAUGCUGCCCUGAAGGAGAUUGCUCGUGUCAGUGAGGAACUCUGUAGCUACCAUGAUGAGAUAAAAAAGAAGAGUGAGGAUAAAAGAAAUCAUUCUGAAUUGUUGCACCUAUCAGAGGAGAAGACCUCAGCAAACAUGGAUAAAACUGGACUGCAGUUGAAUGAGACACAAUAUGACCUCAGUCACAUCUAUAAUCAACUUAAAGAAUUGGAGAAGGAAAACUGGAUCACCGUGUCUCCAGAUUACCCCUGGCGGGAUAACAGAGGGUCUGAAGAUUCCUGGGAAAAUACUUCUAUUGACAGCUGCAGAGAUGUACAGACAUGGCCUGUAGCAAACUUUGAUAUAGAUACAAGAGCCCCCCCUAUCCCGCCCCGCAGCUUCUCCAGGAAUUUGAGCACCCCCUCCCAGUCAGACACAGAACUCCAUAUCCCUGAAUCCCCCAAGACAACAAUAAUGACAAAAUGUAACAGUUCAUCUGUUACUCUAGAUAAAAACUGCAGCAGUCCAUCUAUUGUUAGAAAGUUUGAAGCUAUGUUGCAAGAAAAUGAAGGGAAGAUUUUCAUAGAUGGUGUGAUAACAUCAUGUUCUGUUCCAAAAAGUUCAAACUGUAACAUGGGCUGCUGCCACAAUCGCUGGUCUUGUGAUGGAUCAAAGUUUGCUAGCAGUAAGAUGUCCAGAGGUGGGACUGUCCAGAAGUGUUUCUCUGAAGCAAACAUCUUGACUUCAAGAAAAGACUGCUCACCUUACAGCCCUGUAAUUGGGAAUUUACACAACCAUCAAAUAAAAAUGCCUCCAGUCCUUAAAGAAUUACCUGUAGAUUUGCUAUUGUCCUCCCUGGAAAUAUCACCAAUCAGUCCCAACCUCCAGGGCUCCAGGAGAAACAUUAUGUUGGAAAAAAAAACUGCAGAGUUCAACCGAACUUUGUUUCAAGCAGAGAUGGGACGCGGUGUGGAGGAGCAACAACAUGUUUUGGAUGCAGAUGGUCCCCUCCAAUCAGCAAUGACAGCUGAUUGUGCGCCAGAUGAACCUUUACCUCCUAAGCAUUGCCCUGACAACACCAUUAGUCUCAAGGACAUGAAUAUUGAAGUUCCUUUAUCCACUUCACAUCUUCCUCUUAAAAAGACAGAGGUCACACUGAACCAAAUUAGUUCUGAAGCUCAAAAGGCCAGAAUGAAGAAUUGCACAUCUUCUCUCAAUGCAACUGAACCAUCAAAUGCUGCAGUCUGCGAGGCCAGCACAGUAAAUUCUCAGAGUAAUGGACUCUUUUCUGAGGCAGAACGAAAAGUUCAAACGGCAAGCAUCUCUUCCAGAAAAACACAAAACAAAGCAUCUAUUAGCACUCCCCUUCCAGGGAUGGUUUUGUCUGAAAAUAACCAUCCAGGUCAGAAUGUGGAAAGUAUUCUCUUCAAGAGGGACAGUCAUUCAGGAGCAGUGAUUCAGCCAGCUAAAGUUGACAUCUCACUCCAGGAGCCUUCUGCUCAGAGCAAACAGAGACCUGCACCUCGAAUGAUGAAUGACCAUCCAUGGAAGCCCCUCACUUUAGCUGCAUACCCACGCCCUGAGGGCUCACGGUCCAACUAUGGAGCAUUAGAAAGAAUUCUGAAGCACUACGAGACUGCAGCACAACCACAGGAUAAAACGGCUUCGGGUCCAAACGUCAACCUCCUGCAAGACAAUGCUAUUGAAUCAAACAUGCAAGACAUGACCCCUCAUUCUGUAGCUCCUCCUCUCCGACAGUUGUCACUCAUACAGUCAAGCACCACACUCAGCAGCCACAGUGGUCUGAGAGUGGCACAGAUACAGCAGCAAGUGCAGAAUGAGGGGGAUUUGUCCAUCUUCUCCACCCAAAAUGUCUUCUCAAAGCCUGCGUGUCCAGCCAAUCGACGUCCGCCUUCCCGAUGGGCCAACCGCUCCCCCACUUUCUCCUCUUUCACCACUACAUCUUCUUGUAAAACCCCUGUUUGACCACCAUCCUCAACCCAAUUCCUCCUUUCCUGAUUGGCAUGCCUUUCACUUAGGGACUUUUUUUUUUCAAGAGUCCUCCUAUGAUGAACUCCAAACCCUAGCUGCUAUCUAUAUUUACAUUGUAAUUCUGAUCUCCUCCGUCACAUACUCAUAGGUGCUGUGGUAUUGGGUCUGCUUUUGAUUCAGUCUAACUGGAGCAAAACUGUCUAAUCAGAAUACGUUCCAAAAUAGCUUCAGUUGUGCAGUGACAUGCUCACACUGAUCCGCCAAGCAUUGCACAUGCUUCUGAGGUUGCUGAAAACAUUAAUUUACUACUACACUCAGGUCUGUAUUCUAGCCUUGACUACAGAAGCCUUGCAGACGUACUAUAAUAAUCAUGCUUCACUAUUUACCUUCAGCCUCUGCACUGUAUUUACUAGUGAAGGUGAUGCAAGCUCAUAAAGAAAUUGAAUUGUAUGGUGUUUUGUAUUAUCUUCAUGCAUUUUGGCGUAAAGAGAGAUGCAAUGGCACAAUCAUGUUAGAUUCACAUGUACUGUAUCUUUAGUCUAAACAUUGUCACGUUUCUGCUUUGAAUGGAAUUGCAUAUAUGUACUGUACCUUGCCCGUGACUGAUAAUUUUGUUUUGUAUUCAGCACUGACUUUACAGCCUUCAUAGCUUGAAUACAUAUUUCUUUGUUAUUCCUAAAAUUUGAGUUCUCUUUUAUAACUUUGUACCAAAGGCUGGUUUUGUUAUCAGCACUUUCUGACUUUACUUUGAAAGCCGAUGUUUCUCAUAUUAUUAUUGUGGUCAUUAUUGUGGUCAUCUCAUUGCUUAAGUUUCAUCUGACAUUACUGAUAUAGGGUAUCAUUGACUCAUAAAUUCAACAUAAAUAGCGCUGCUUACUGAACAAGGACAAGGACUUUUUGCUUUUUUUUGUGUGUAAUAAAAUAAGGACUAAGGGAUGUUAAACCUCUUCUAGUACAUUUGGCAAAUUUACUCAUAGUGUGUUUGUAACAUGACAGACCAGAGUACCUGAGUGCCACCUGCAUAUUGUCACUAAUAUUUUUUUUUUUUCAGAAUUUUACAUUUAAAAAAUGUGUCCAUUUUAGCUUAUCCACAGUUGUGAAUCGUACCAUUAGUAAAAAGCU
Molecule: messenger RNA, 4485 nt
Organism: Syngnathoides biaculeatus (alligator pipefish)
Lineage: Eukaryota; Metazoa; Chordata; Actinopteri; Syngnathiformes; Syngnathidae
Gene: mtcl3a
Product: MTCL family member 3a
Exons: 7
Coding region: 1-3357 (1118 amino acids)
Source: RefSeq, a predicted model, not a curated record